This is a messenger RNA of Colletotrichum aenigma, 642 nucleotides long. It is a transcript of the gene rps-5, whose product is annotated as 40S ribosomal protein S5. Gene Ontology annotation, cellular component: cytosolic small ribosomal subunit; ribosome. Gene Ontology annotation, molecular function: rRNA binding; structural constituent of ribosome; mRNA binding. Gene Ontology annotation, biological process: ribosomal small subunit assembly; translation. The transcript has 3 exons. Lineage: Eukaryota; Fungi; Ascomycota; Sordariomycetes; Glomerellales; Glomerellaceae. The record is from RefSeq and is a predicted model, not a curated record. Bases 1 to 642 code for a protein of 213 amino acids.
AUGUCUGACGGCGGUGAUAUCGAGGUCGAGAACGUCGCCACCUACGACGUCCUUCCCAAGGACGUCGUCAAGGAGGUCGGCAACGUCAAGCUCUUCAACAAGUGGGAUUACGAUGUUGAGGUCCGCGACAUCUCUCUGACUGACUACAUCUCCCUCCGCAACCCCGUCUAUGUCACCCACUCCGCUGGCCGCUAUGCCGUCAAGCGCUUCCGCAAGGCCAACUGCCCCAUCAUUGAGCGCCUCACCAACUCCCUCAUGAUGCACGGCCGCAACAACGGAAAGAAGCUCAUGGCUGUCCGCAUCGUUGCCCACGCCUUCGAGAUCAUCCACCUGAUGACCGACCAGAACCCCAUCCAGAUCGCCGUCGACGCCAUUGUCAACUGCGGUCCCCGCGAAGACUCCACCCGUAUCGGUUCCGCCGGUACCGUCCGUCGCCAGGCCGUCGAUGUCUCCCCCCUCCGCCGCGUCAACCAGGCCAUCUCCCUCCUCACCACCGGCGCCCGCGAGGCCUCCUUCCGCAACGUCAAGUCCAUCGCCGAGUGCCUUGCUGAGGAGCUGAUCAACGCCGCCAAGGGCAGCAGCAACUCGUACGCCAUCAAGAAGAAGGACGAGCUGGAGCGUGUCGCCAAGUCCAACCGAUAA